Molecule: messenger RNA, 924 nt
Organism: Pygocentrus nattereri (red-bellied piranha)
Lineage: Eukaryota; Metazoa; Chordata; Actinopteri; Characiformes; Serrasalmidae
Product: NUAK family SNF1-like kinase 1
Exons: 8
Coding region: 1-924 (307 amino acids)
Biological process (GO): protein phosphorylation; microtubule cytoskeleton organization; intracellular signal transduction
Cellular component (GO): cytoplasm
Molecular function (GO): tau-protein kinase activity; ATP binding; protein serine/threonine kinase activity
Source: RefSeq, a predicted model, not a curated record
AUGGGAAGGCAUGAGAGCACUGAACGCGGGAACCGCCCCUGCCGCCGGAGACUGCUGCUGGAGACUCUGGGCAAAGGCACAUAUGGGAAGGUGAAGAAAGCAGUGGAGAAACAAAGCGGAAAAACAGUGGCCUUUAAAUCUAUAAGGAAGGAGAGGGUCAGUGAUGAUCUGGACAGAGCUCACAUCAAAAGAGAGAUAGAAAUCAUAUCCUCUCUGUCACACUCAAAUAUACUUCAGAUCUAUGAGGUGUUUGAGAGCAGAGAGAAGAUAGUGAUGGUGAUGGAGUAUGCAAGUGGAGGAGAGCUGUAUGAAUUCAUUCAGAAGAAGGGAAGGCUAACAGAGGAAGAGGCCAGACACUUCUUCAGCCAAAUUACCUCAGCAGUGCUUUACUGCCACAAAAAUAGUGUGGUUCAUCGAGAUCUCAAACUUGAGAAUGUUUUAUUGGACCAGGACUUAAAUGUCAAGCUUGCUGAUUUUGGUUUGUCCAACCAGUAUCAGAGAGGGCAUUUUCUGGAGACAUUUUGUGGAAGCCCUCUCUAUGCAUCACCAGAGAUCAUCAAUGCACUGCCAUCACCAGAGGUGGAUUGCUGGGCUCUAGGUGUGUUGCUCUAUGUGUUAGUUUAUGGUUUUAUGCCUUUUGAUGGAUGCAAUUACAACAGCCUUAGAGAGCAGAUCAGCCAAGGAAGAUACAGGAUGCCAAACACCCAUUCAGAUGCUUAUACUUUGAUUGGCUGGAUGCUGACUGUCAAUGUGGAAGAGAGAGCCACCGUAGAGGAUGUCGCCAAUCACUGGUGGCUUAACCCAACCUGCACAGUCACUGUGAACGACUGUGGCCACAAUGGUUUUACUCCUUACAACCUUUCAACUCUGCAUGCCAAUAUCUGUCACAGCUUUCCCCCAGUAGUGGUGGGAGAUCAAACAUGA